Pocillopora verrucosa is the source of this 862-nucleotide messenger RNA. Lineage: Eukaryota; Metazoa; Cnidaria; Anthozoa; Scleractinia; Pocilloporidae. The record is from RefSeq and is a predicted model, not a curated record.
AUGCCCCUGUUGUGUACAGUCGAAGGUGGAUUAGGCGACAGAGAGCCUCCAGACGGAAGCAAGCAGCCUGAUUCGAUUCAGGGGGGCGAGGGGAGGUCAGAUUGGGGUGAGAAGACUGCAGGUGGUGAUAAUGUCAUCGCUUGUGGAGGCGUUGACUCAUGUGUCGACGAACAAGGGGAUGGGAGAGAGAUCUCUCGUGAAACCGAGGAAGGUUUUGACAACAUGGAAAAUGAAGUGUUGGACGAAGUACUCGGUGAAGCUGAAUUUGGGAUCGUCUACAAAGGUCGAUAUGGAAAAGACGGAAAUGUCACUGAUGUAGUGGUGAAGAAGCUAAAAGGCCCUAAUGCUAUUGCAGAAAAAGCCCUGCUCAAUGAGAUAAGGACAUUAAAGCAUGCUGGAAAACACCCAAAUAUUAUCACUUUAGUUGGCACUCGGAUAGAGGGAGGAAAUAUUCUUGUUGUCACUGAAUUGAUUCGUGGUGACAGCCUGGAAAAUCUCUUAAAGGCCAAGAAUACGUCAGUGGAAUGGAACAAAUAUCAAAACGUCUGCUGUAAGCUGAAUGAUCGGCAAUUGGUUACAAUUGCAUUUCAGAUCGCCGAGGGAAUGCAACAUCUAGAAGAGAGAAAGUUCGUUCAUCGCGAUCUAGCAGCGCGGAAUAUUUUAGUCGAUGCCAAUCUGGUGGCUAAAGUUGGAGACUUUGAAUUGGCCAAGGACAUAUCCGAAGCUGGUAUAUACACCAUAACCUCAAGCGGCAAUUUUCCGUGGAGAUGGUCGUCGUUAGAAUCUCUACGGGAUCUAAGUUUUACAUCCGCAAGUGACGUGUGGCCGUUUGGUAUUGUCUUAUGGGAAAUCGCCACUUAUG